AUGUUCAUGUUUUUCAAGGUCUUCCUGCCCUGCCUGGCCUUCCCGCACAUGGAGAAGAUAGUUGAAAUGUCUAUCGACGAAGUGCGACGCGCUGGAAGAAAUUUUAUCAUGUCAAUGGGCAUCGUUUCCAAGCCAAACGUCUUAGUGUUGACCGUUAUUGGAAGAGGAUCGUAUGCUAAAGUCGUGCAAGCUGAGCAUAAAAAGACGAAACAAAUUUAUGCGAUCAAAAUCAUCAAGAAACAAAUGUUCAAUGAAGAUGAGGACAUUGACUGGGUGCAAACGGAAAAGAGUGUUUUUGAGGCAGCUUCCAACCAUCCUUUCCUUGUCGGCCUCCACUCAUGUUUCCAGACUGAUUCCCAUCAUGCACGAUUUUAUUCAGCCGAAAUCAUCCUCGCUUUGCAUUUCCUACACUCAAGGGGCAUAAUUUAUCGUGAUCUGAAACUCGACAACGUGCUCAUCGAUACGGAUGGACAUAUUAAACUAACGGAUUAUGGAAUGGGCAAAGAAAACAUCGGUCCUGGUGAUGUGACGUCUACAUUCUGCGGUACUCCAAACUACAUUGCUCCCGAAAUUCUGAGAGGAGACGAUUAUGGUUUCAGCGUUGAUUGGUGGGCGUUAGGUGUGUUGAUGUUCGAGAUGAUGGCCGGACGAUCACCCUUCGAUUUUGUUUCACCGACUGGAGAUCAAGACAUGAACACCGAGGGAUGCCCUUUUCCAGACGAUUCUCGAGAAGCAGAUUCGAAUUCCACGCAAUUUGUCGGUGAAAGCUUCCCAAGUUUUGAAAGGAUUCCUCAACAAGGAGCCAACAGAACGGCUUGGUUGUUGUCGAGAUUUAAGCCAGGCUCUUCAAGACAUGCAAGAACAUACAUUCUUCAAAACAUUUAUCGAUUGGAAAUGUACCUCCACCCCUAUAACCCAAAUGUCACCGGCAUGCGAGAUCUUCAGCAUUUCGAUCAACAAUUCACCGAGGAAAAUCCAAACUUAACUGUCGAUGAUCCAUCGGUUAUUGCCCGAAUCGACCAGAGUGAAUUUGACGGCUUCGAUUAUGUGAAAUCCUCU
This is a messenger RNA of Mesorhabditis belari, 1059 nucleotides long. Lineage: Eukaryota; Metazoa; Nematoda; Chromadorea; Rhabditida; Rhabditidae. The record is from the annotation of a GenBank genome assembly.